GCCGCGGUCGGAAAGACGAAGCCCAAGGAAGACAAGAGUCAGCUGGCUCGCGAGCAGUCCCGCGGCCGUGUGGUCGUCGCCUUGGCCCGCUGCUGCCGAGUCCCGGGGGCGAAAGGACGAGACAGCGAAAAAGCAGUCUGGCUCCCGAGGCCCACCCCUUACACCCCAGGGUCCAGAUGGCGGCCAACGUGGGUGAUCAGCGCAGCGCAGACUGGUCCUCUCAGUACAGCAUGGUGGCCGGGGCGGGCAGGGAGAACGGCAUGGAGACGCCCAUGCACGAGAACCCAGAGUGGGAGAAGGCCCGCCAGGCCCUGGCCAGCAUCAGCAAGGCGGGCGCUGCCGGCACCUCCGCCAAGGCCAGCAGCAACGGGCCUGUGGCCAGUGCACAGUACGUGUCGCAGGCAGAAGCCUCGGCCCUGCAGCAGCAGCAGUACUACCAGUGGUACCAGCAGUACAGCUACGCCUACCCCUACAGCUACUACUACCCCGUGAGCAUGUACCAGAGCUACGGCUCCCCCUCCCAGUACGGGAUGGCCGGCUCCUAUGGCUCAGCCACGCCCCAGCAGCCAUCGGCCCCCCAGCACCAGGGCACUCUGAACCAGCCCCCGGUCCCCGGCAUGGAUGACAGCCUGUCCUACCAGACCCCUCCCCAGCAGCUUCCGGCCGCUCAGCCCCCUCAGCCUUCCAACCCGCAGCACGGGGCUCAUGCUCUGAGCAGCGGCCCCCAGCCCGGGACGGCCCCAGCCACACAGCACAGCCAGGCGGGGCCCGCCGCAGGCCAGGCCUAUGGGCCGCACAGCUACCCUGAGCCCGCAAAGCCCAAGAAGGGCCAGCAGCUGUGGAACCGCAUGAAGCCGGCCCCCGGGACAGGUGGCCUCAAGUUCAAUAUUCAGAAACGGCCCUUCGCUGUCACCAGCCAGAACUUCAGCUCCGCCUCAGAGGGCCAGCACAGCAGCUUUGGCCCCCAGCCCAACCCCGAGAAGGCCCAGAACCACAGGGGCAGCCUGUCUGGGAAGCCGGACGACUGGCCGCAGGACAUGAAGGAGUACGUGGAGCGCUGCUUCACAGCCUGCGAGUCGGAGGAGGACAAGGACCGCACGGAGAAGCUGCUCAAGGAGGUGCUGCAGGCCCGGCUCCAGGAUGGCUCAGCCUACACCAUCGACUGGAGCCGGGAGCCUCUGCCAGGGCUGACUCGGGAGCCUGUGGCGGAGAGUCCCAAGAAGAAGCGGUGGGAGGCCCCCAGCAGCCUUCACCCUCCUAGGGGGGCAGGCUCCACGACCAGGGGCGGGGGUGCCCAGUCACAGCGAGGGACGCCGGGGGCUGGGGGUGCUGGCCGAGCACGGGGCAGCAGCUUCGCCAAGUUUGGCAACCGCAAUGUCUUCAUGAAGGACCACAGCUCCUCCUCCAGCACGGACUCGCGUUCCCGCUCCUCCUCCAGGUCACCGACCCGCCACUUCCGCCGCAGCGACUCCCACUCGGACUCUGACAGUUCCUACUCAGGGAAUGAGUGUCCACCUGUGGGUCGCAGAAACCCACCCCCCAAGGGCCGGGGAGGCCGGGGGGCCCACAUGGAUCGGGGCCGAGGCAGGGCGCAGCGAGGGAAGAGGCAUGAUCUAGGUCCCACCAAGCGCAACCGAAAGAGGAUGGCGGCACUGGAGUGUGAAGACCCUGAGCGCGAGCUGAAGAAGCAGAAGCGGGCGGCCCGCUUCCAGCACGGGCAUUCCCGCCGCCUGCGCCUGGAGCCCCUGGUGCUGCAGGUGGGCAGCCUGGAGAGCGGCGGGGCCGACCCCGACUGGCAGGAGCUGCAGAUCGUGGGCACCUGCCCCGACAUCACCAAGCACUACCUGCGCCUCACCUGUGCCCCCGACCCAUCCACUGUGCGCCCUGUGGCGGUUUUGAAGAAGUCUCUGUGCAUGGUCAAGUCGCAGUGGAAAGAGAAGCAGGACUAUGCCUUUGCCUGUGAGCAGAUGAAGUCCAUCCGGCAGGACCUGACGGUGCAAGGCGUGCGCACGGAGUUCACGGUGGAGGUGUACGAGACACACGCCCGCAUCGCCUUGGAGAAGGGUGACCACGAGGAGUUCAAUCAGUGCCAGACGCAGCUCAAGUCACUGUACGCGGAGAACCUGCCCGGCAACGUGGGCGAGUUCACCGCCUACCGGAUCCUCUACUAUAUCUUCACCAAGAACUCGGGAGACGUCACCACAGAGCUGGCCUACCUGACGCGGGAGCUGAAGACGGACUCCUGCGUGGCCCACGCCUUGGCGCUGAGGGCGGCCUGGGCUCUGGGCAACUACCACCGCUUCUUCCGGCUCUACGGCCACGCGCCCUGUAUGUCUGGCUACCUCAUAGACAAGUUUGUGGAUCGAGAGCGCAAGGCCGCCCUCAAGGCCAUGAUCAAAACGUAUGUUCAGCUGAGCUCUCCCCCACCCCUCCUCUCUCUCCCCUCCGCACACUGUCAGUGGACGGGCCUCUCGCUCCCAUCCCCGGUCGGUCCAGGCCCCUGCCUCCCUCCUCGUCCCCUCUCCCCCCUUUGUCUUCCCGUCCUGCCCCUCCUGCUCUCCUCUGCACAGCCCGCCCUCUUUCCUGGCCCUCCCACGUCUCCGAACUUCCACCGUGCUCUGUCUCGGCUCCCAGGCCCCCCACCCACCCCCCGCUGCCCUGCUGCCGCCUCUCUCAUGGCUCUCCUGUCACUGAGCUUCUGCUCUAGGGACAAACUAGAAAACACGGCCCCGCUCUGGGUAGCGUCUGGUCAGAUGGGACAGCCCUGUUUGUACCUGAGUCCUGAGAGAGUGCGGAAAGUGUUAGGGAGGCAAGCUGGCCUGGGGGUGCUUACAGAAGGCCAUCGAGUGUGCCUGCCCUGUGCUUGCGAGUGUGGGGCUGGUGGUGCUCAGGGCAGUGAGUUUCCCCCCAGGGACACAGGGCAGGUUCAGGAGUCCUUGUCUGUUGUCACGACUAGGGGGUGCCUCUGGCCUGUGGUGGGUAGAGAGACUGGGGAUGCUGCUGAGCAGCCCGCUGUGUGCGCAGCACCCCACAGCCCCUAACCAGCCCCGCUGUCAGUCCUUCCAAGGGUGCCAGCCCCGGUCGGAGGGCAGAGCGCCCAGGGGGCCUUGCGUGCCACGUCUGUUAGCUUGGGGGCCAUGGGGGUGCUUUGGAGCCGGGGAGGGAUGGUCAACCUGAAGGCGAGGAACACGCUCCAGGGGCCGCAGAAACAGACAAGACGACAUAGGGCAGACACAUGUAGGGCGAGGAUGCACAGGGUCUGCUUACUGGCCAGUUGUGUGCCUGAGGGAUCCCCAGCUGCCCCUCCAAGUCCACCCUCCGCGGCCAGACGCGCCCCUGCAGGCCAGCUCCCAGGCUUUCGUGUGCUCACGGGGCAUGGCUGGGCCGGCGACUCUGUGCCCCUGCUAGCUUGUGCGUGCUGGGCCUUGGGCGGGGACACAGCCAGCCUUCUGCCCUGUGGGAGGGCCCCUGGCCUGUCACUGACCCCGAGCUCACCCUGCCCUGCUUGUCAGGUGGGCACUGCCUUGGCAGGCAUGUCCCUUCACCCUAGAGCCAGGUCCCUGCGGAGUGGCCAGGAGGCAGUUACGUGGGCGCAACAGGCUCUCCUGUGCCCCCAUGGACGGCCAGGGCUGGGAGACGGAUGGGCUGGCGGCAGGAGCAGUUCAAGUGCUUUCUGCCACUUGCUUCCUCAGUGACACUGGCCCAGCGGCUCUGCCUCCGGGCCUGCAGUUGCCUCAGUGUUUAGGAGGGUGGGGUGACUCAGCCUCAGGCAGAGAAUGCCGUGAGUCAGCCUGGCAGCCUUGGAACAGCUGGCUGUGUCGGCACGUGCCAAGUGCUCAGCGAGGAGAGUGUGCUGUUGACAACCAGAGCUUUGUGUUUGAAAUGCGUAGUGAGUGCUGGCUGAUACCUGUGCCUGGGGCGUUUCUGAGGCACUGGGACCCAGGUUUGGGGUCCCGUGAGGGCUGGGCCCCCAGUGUAGCAGUCAGCCCUGCUGUCCCACACCUGUCCCCAUGGGUCACUCCUUCUGCCUGGCCCCUGCCCCUCGGCCACAGUGGCCCUCUUCUGAGGGACUGCUCAGGCCCUGGAGCAGUGGAAGCGCCAGCUGGGUCCUCCCCUCCCCCCUCCUUCCCGGCCCCCUGCACAGGUAAGUGAGGGUAAAGGGGGGCACAGGUGGGCUUGGGGCCAUCAGCCCCAUUUGGGCUCCCCGAGCCCCAGAGGUGGGGAGGUGUGGGUGGGGCGGGUGUCAGAGGUCAGCAG
This is a messenger RNA of Pteronotus mesoamericanus, 4257 nucleotides long. RefSeq names its product leukocyte receptor cluster member 8 (gene LENG8). Gene Ontology annotation, cellular component: nucleus. The record is from RefSeq and is a predicted model, not a curated record. NCBI's taxonomy places the organism in Eukaryota, Metazoa, Chordata, Mammalia, Chiroptera, Mormoopidae.